CGACGAGCGCCCUUCUCGGCUCGGGCAAAGCACCCUCUAUGAGGAUGCUAUUCUUAAUGCACUCGUCGCAUCUCGCGUGGUCGGUCACCCUUGCGAGACGAACGUGCCAGAAGAAGUCCCUCCACAUCUUGCAGAAGACGUGGAUCGACGCGCAACAGACUCCAAGCUUAGAGAGUCGUCUACGAACACUGAGGAAGACGUCUUUCUUUGUGGCGAACACCGACGGGAGCCGAAUGCGGUUUCUGAUCUCGAAGUUCGGGCCUGUCUCAAGCGAUGACAAUGGCCUGAGUUGGUACUGCUGCGGAGGGGUGGAGAAAUCGAAAGCGGGGAGGUUUACCUACGACGGCAGGAAGUUCAGGACCUUCUUUCUUACGUCUGUCUAUGACAGAGAGGGGAAAAACUGGGUCAAGGAAGAUAAGAAGGCAUCUCUUGACCAUCGGCUCUUCCAAGGAUACGGGGUCAAGGCUUUGUCGAUGAAAGCGUUUGACGUGUGCGGGAACGGAACGGAGUUCCAAAUGCUGGAUCCGAAAAAGUUUCUUUCCAAAACCAAUGGCUACCGCGUGACUGAUUCCGUGCCUGUCGUCGACAGCGCUUUCAUGCUCAGCAAACCUUUGGUCCAAUUCAACAGCCCGACGGUCCAACUCGCAGCUUUCGUUAUGCGAUACAGGGAAGAGUUCGCGAGGCUGCCUGCUGCCCAGCAAGUUGACCGUGUUUUCGUGCCGAUUGACGCCCCGUCUUCGUUGGCUGCGGGGCCCAAACGACGCCAAGAUCAGUCGGCCAGAGCGGGUGGAAAGAGGAAGCAAUUGCCAACUGCCCCGUUUUCAUCGGCUGCGGUUGUUCUGCCCGCUCCGGUUCCGCCCUCGGAUCGGCAAGGUCGCGAUGCGGCCGAGCUGUCCAGCGAGGCCAUAGACUACGACGACGGAGCUGUGCACUAUCGGGCUGGUCCCCAACAUCCGUCACGGGGAGGUGCAGGUGCCUCCGAUGACGAGGAAUGCAAGGGCCAAGAUGGGGAGGGCGGUGGUUGGGUUGGGGAGGGCGGUGGUGAGGAGGGGGAGGGCGGUGGUGAGGAGGAGGAAGGCGGUGGUGAGGGGGACGACGGUAACGAAGGAGAUGUUGAAGGUGAGGACGAUGGCAUGGACGAGAAGAGAGACGAUGUUGGUGAGGAAGUCGAAGACAAUCGCUCCUCCCAAUUUCACCGUCGCCACCACAACGAAUCGCAGGGGCGCUGUGAGGACGACGCCUGCCGCGUCGGUGACGCGGUCGAUGCUGGUGGCCAGCCUGCAGCCUCCCGCGGAAUGUCGCAGUCCGAUGACCAGACGAAGGAUGGGAGAGACGAACCUGGCUCACGAGGAAAGCGAAAGAGGGGAGAGGCGUCGACCUCUCCUGCGAGUCGAACAAAACAGGCGCGGGCCGACGCCGUCAAUGAAGCUCGCGGAGCGUUGACAGCAUCACAGGAAGCGCGGACUCCUCGGAAAACUGCUGGGGGGGGGCGAAGUGGCAGCCGCGGGAGCGGUCGCGGCGGCGGUAGGAAAGGCUCGCAGAGGUCCAGGGCACCUGAGUUGCGGGACUCGGGGGAUGAGGGCGAGGGGGUGGGGCCUCGCAUGCCCGAAGACAUUGAAGAGUUGGUUCAGCACGCCGCGCCCGGAAGGCGAAUCACGCCGGACGAGUUCUUCCAAAGAGAUUCUGCAGAGUUCGACUGGUACGCUGUCUGCGGUCAACAUACUGCCGAGGCCAUGAAACGGUUGGUUGGAAAGGACUCCCCCGCGGUCAAAGUCUACGGCCUCCGCACGUACUCUAAAGUGGACAUGACAUGCUGCGAGAGAGAAGUCGCGCUACUCCUGCUCAUGUCGGGGAAAGUGGUGGCAACAAAAGUGAGAGUCACGCCUCCGAGGGUGAACACAGAAUGUCUCCUCGACAUUAUGCGCAAGGAGAGAUACAUGGUCCGCAUGUUCAACUACGUCGUGUUUCGCGCCGAGGGAAGGGCAGGGGACGAAUGGAACGACGACUUCUUCAUGUCGUACAAGGACCUGGAAGAGAGGUAUGCUUCAAACGGGUUAUGCGCAGAUGAAUGGGAGAAGCAACGGGAGAAGCUGCAUAGCAACUUAGUGAAGACGAUCCCUCAGCGACUUGGAGGAGUGGAGGAGGCGAGGCAAGGCGACGAAAGUGCCGCAUAUUCAAUUUGGGAGCGAGAACCUGGCAAGUUGCGGAAGUUGUGCGGUUCAUUCGUAGGAGAGGCAGAAGGUGUGUUUUUGCUGGAUAGGGCGCACACGGGUCUUGUAUGGAAGUUAUUGCUUGCAGGUAAUAAUGUCAUUGUCUGUGACGACGCGGCCAAGGACAUUGCAUACUUGACAAAGUUCGUCGACCUACUUGUUAAGGAUGGGAGAUUCGAGUGCCGCCUCGAGAAGCCGCGUGCCACACAUCGCACGAACAGGGAUAUGUACCACAAGUUGGCACCGAAAAGACUGAAGGUGUGGGAAUACCUGUUCCGCGAUGCGCCGGAUGGACAUCUUGAUGGGGGAUACAUAUAUAGGAAAGCCAAGGUGACCGAGACCCUCAAACAUUAUCACGGUGCUCUAACUGGCGCCUUCGAGACAUUCGUUGCUCGAUGCGAGAUCUUGAGGUUUGAUCUUCACAAAGAUAAACUGACGUUUAAGGACUAUGCAGACCUCGCUAAAUCGGGUGAAGGCUUUAACCCCGUUGACAGCGAGGAAGACUCGUCGGACUCCGACUUCGAGAUCGAAAAGGACACCAAUGCAACCAGGUGGUGUGGGAAGUCCGCUGCCAUGGAGCACAGCGUCAAGGGAUAUGGACCGGGUCAAUCAGAGGGAUGCUCGAACCUGCCACCCGCGAACAGUGUGGCCUCGGGUGUGGACCGGGUUGUAUACACGCCUGUGGAAGACGACGAAGACGAUGACCUUGAUAUUCCUGCUCAGCCAACGAAGUUGGCGCCAGGCGAUCCGAUUCCUCCCAGAUUUUGUGCGGAUGCAAACAAUGUGUAUUUCUUGGAUGACAAAUACGCCUGCACUAAUGAGGACAAGUGGGGUCAUGAUAUCAUUUGGCAUGACGGCAUUUUCGAGCCAUGCAUCCAAGGCGGGGAGUGGAAAAUGGCGGUGAAGUAUGUCUCGAAGGGUUGGAGACCGUUUCCCCGCAUGGUUGAGCGCGCCGCCGCACUCGAGAGCAUGGACGUGGACUCCCGAGAAGAUGCCGCCCCUGUGCCCGAGGCGGCCACAGGGAACACGAUGGGUGAACAAAGGGAAGAUGGCGGGACGACGUUUGGCGUGAAGCCUCCGUUGCCAGAGGCGGGGAACAUGCCCGCAGGCAAAAACACCAUCGGAGCCAUCUCUGUCGCAACGGGGGAUACAUCACAAGGUGAAAAAGUGUCACUCGACAAGCCGGCGGAUGCGGGCGCCACAUACGGGAGUCUCCUCGCGAUAGGUGCGGCGCUGGCAGGCACAUCGGAGAUGGUGUCAGAGUCCACUGCUGGGAUGGGCGUCACGGGGAUGUCGUUGCAUCCGCCCACAUGCACUAGCAAAGGUGACGCACACUAUACAACAACACCACAGGGAGGGGUCACAGGGGAUGACGGAAAUGGGGGAAAUGCAGGGGGAUCUCCACGUUCUCGCAAUAUUGAGGACAUGACGACGGACGAUGAGGAUGGGGUAGAAGGCGAAAAGGGCAUGAGCGAUCCCACGCGUGCAGAAAAUGAGGGGUGAGACAGGGAAUGAACUUGAGGGGAAUCC
Chara braunii is the source of this 3740-nucleotide messenger RNA. The record is from the annotation of a GenBank genome assembly. NCBI's taxonomy places the organism in Eukaryota, Viridiplantae, Streptophyta, Charophyceae, Charales, Characeae.